GGCUUUCUUUCAAUUCCAUUUCCAGAUUUUAGGUUUUCUUUUCUUUCAACGCAGCACACAAUUUGUUGAGUGUGCCGAGCGACAAGACAACAAUGUCGUUUUUAAGGUACGCUGUUUCUGUUUCCAUUCCCAAUUCAAGAUCAUACUCUCACUGUCUCCAACAUUUCUAUAAUGAUGAUGAUGAUGAUGGUGAUGAUGAUGAUGAUGUUUCUUUGUUCAACCGAAUGCUCCAUAAGAAACCAACACCACGCGCCAUUAAAUUUGGCGAGAUUUUAGGUUCUCUUCUCAAAGCCAAACACUGCACCACAGUUGUUUCUCUUUCUCGACAAAUGGAAUUGAAUAGAGUUACUCCUGAUUUGGUAACUCACAACAUCCUCAUGAACUCUCUCUCUCAAUUGGGUCAUGUUACUUUUGCUUUUUCUGUAUUGACAAAGAUUCUCAAGAGAGGUUAUCGCCCAACUGUCAUAACCUUCAAUACACUCAUCAAGGCUCUCUAUCUCAAAGGUGAGCUCCAUAAAGCAUUGCAAUUUCAUGACAACUUGGUGGCACAGGGAUUUCACCUAGACCAUGUUAGUUACGGAACGUUGUUGAAUGGUUUAUGCAAAGCCGGACAAACAACGGCAGCCCUACAGUUGCUUAGACGAGUCGAUGGAAAAUUGGUUCAACUUGAUGUGAUAAUGUACGAUACAAUCAUUAAUAGUUUGUGCAGAGAUAAUCUUGUUAAUAAUGCAUUUGAUUUAUAUUCUGAAAUGGUUGCUAAGAAAAUUACUCCUGAUGUUUUCACUUACAAUGCUUUAAUGAGUGGCUUUUGCAUUGUUGGUAAAUUGGAAGAAGCAGUUUGUUUGUUUAAUAAAAUGACAUUGGAAAACGUCAGCCCGGAUGGGUAUACUUUUAAUAUAUUUGUGGAUGCUUUUUGUAAAGAAGGAAAGGUGAAAGAAGCGAAAAAUGUGUUAGCUCUGAUGAUUAGAAAAGAGAUUAAACUUGAUGUUGUUACUUAUAAUUCUUUAAUGGAUGGGUAUUGUCUUGUAAAUGAAGUGAACAAGGCCAAUGAUAUAUUCAACAUUAUGUUUAAAAGGGGAGUGACCGCUGAUGCUUGGAGCUACAAUAUCAUGAUUAAUGGAUUCCGUAAGAUUAAAAUGGUAGACGAAGCUAUAAGUCUCUUCAAAGAAAUGCAUUGCAGAAAAAUCAUUCCUAAUAUAGUAACUUACAAUUCUCUUAUUGAUGGCUUGUGCAAAUUGGGGAGAAUCUCAUAUGCUUUGGAGCUUGUCGAUGAGAUGCGUGAUAGAGGUCAACCACCAGAUAUAGUUACUUGGAAUUCUAUAUUAUAUGCUUUGUGCAAAAAUCAUGAUGUUGACAAGGCUAUUGCAUUAUUUAAAGAAUUUAAAGACAAAAGUAUUCAACCUAAUGUGUAUACAUACACUAUUCUUAUCGAUGGAUUGUGUAAAGGUGGAAGACUAAAGGAUGCGCGAAAGGUUUUCGAAGAACUUUUGGUCAAAGGCUACAAUCUUAGUGUCUAUACAUAUACUGUUAUGAUCCAUGGACUUUGUAACAAAGGCUUGUUUGAUGAAGCAUUGGCCAUGCUGUCAAAAAUGAAAGCUAGUAGUUGCAUUCCAAACGCUGUUACUUAUGAAAUAAUCAUCCGUUCCCUUUUUGAUAAAGACGAAAAUGAUAAGGCAGAGAAACUUCUUCGUGAAAUGAUUGCAAGAGGUCUAUUGUAAGGCUGAUACUAGGAUUGGAGAUUAACUGCAUGUACGGCGUUUGGCCAAGAUUUCAAUGUGCGGCAAAGGACUGUGUUCUAAAAUCUGAGUUUGAAGUUUAAUGUUUGAUUCUGAGUUCUUCCAUCUAUCGAACUCAGUUCUUGAUGUUGUAGUUACUUUGAGUUUGUUAUUCUUGCUGUGAACUCGUGUUCUGAGUUUGAUGGGUAGCCCUAAAUUUAGAGUGUGGCCAAGAUGGAUUGAUAUAUAGUUUCAGAACAGAAGGACUAGGUUGAAGAACAAGCAUUUGGAUAAAGACAAUAACAAUAUGAAACUAUCAAAGCUAGUAAGGAUGCACGUCAAGUCCAGAAUCAAAAACUUCAGACAGAUGUUUUCUUCUUACUUAUGAUCCAAUUGGAUGCUGCUCUAAAAUUUUGGUUUUCUUUUAGGUAAGAAAUUUGUUUCUAGUUUCCACCUCCGAUACGUCUCUUACAUCAGCUGAAGUUUGUGGUUUAUGUUCAAGGGAACAUAUAUUGUUUAGCACUAUCUUCUUUAUCUGAAUGCGACUAGACAAGGAAAUUGCACUUUAGAACAACGGCGGUGCUACUGUCAUAGUUUUGCAGUCAUAUGAAACAUGGAGCAGUAGUAUAAGAAAAAUGAUGUAAUUCAAAGAUAUUAUUGCAUCAUUAUAGUUACUUACUCGCCUUGCUUAAUGAGAAAAACGGUUUGCUGUUGUUUCUUUUGUUAAUCGUGCUUACCAAAAUCGUUAUUUGUCUUUCUCUUGAUGAGAUUAAAUUACCUCAUUUAUGGUACUAUAACAUUCAUGCACAUAGUUGUUAUAAUUGCACUUGCUACAGGAUUGGGGAAAAACUUCAAGUGUGACAAACCUGCGACAUAGACCUCCACCUAUGAGGAUCCUGCAGUGUAAACCUCCACUUGUGAGGACCUGCGCGAUUAAGUUUGAAGGAUUGCGGCCAAAACAGAUUGGUAUAUGGUUUCAGAAGGAUUGCAGCCAAAAUAGAUUGCACAAGAACUGUCUAAAAUCUUCGACUGAAGUGGUGAAUUACAGCAGAAAAUGGUGACACUGUGCUAAGGCCUUUCAGAAAAAGGGAUUUGAUAGCAUGUUAUAUAGAACCACCAGACCAAAGACAUUAUAAUUUUCUGUUUAAAAUUUCUAGUCAAAUGUUGAUGUAUUUUUGCUUCCCUGUAAUAAUAUAGUUUAACAUUGAUCGACUGUGCUAAAAAAGAAACACCUAGUAUCCUACUUUGUAUCAAAGCUUAUAGAGGUCAACACAGUCCCUCAAGAUUUUUCAUGAAAAACAUCCUUUGCAAGUGCAUAUGUUUAAGUACCAACUCCUUAAAUUCUGAAAGAACACUCUCACAAAUUAUGCCAUGCUUUCCACAUAGGACUCUAACAAAUUUGGAACAACAUCUUUGACAUCAGCAAGGUUGAUUUAAAGGACAAUUGCGUCUCUAUAUGAUCCAACG
Messenger RNA from Vicia villosa (hairy vetch), 3182 nucleotides. Its product is annotated as putative pentatricopeptide repeat-containing protein At1g12700, mitochondrial. The record is from RefSeq and is a predicted model, not a curated record. The transcript is spliced from 3 exons. Lineage: Eukaryota; Viridiplantae; Streptophyta; Magnoliopsida; Fabales; Fabaceae. Bases 93 to 1718 code for a protein of 541 amino acids. Gene Ontology annotation, molecular function: protein binding.